Molecule: messenger RNA, 1143 nt
Organism: Prorocentrum cordatum
Lineage: Eukaryota; Dinophyceae; Prorocentrales; Prorocentraceae
Source: the annotation of a GenBank genome assembly
AUGGCCGCGAGCAGGUCGACGACGGCGUCGCCCUCGAGUGAGCUUGAGGCGGACCCGAAGCUGAACCACCUGGUGGCGGCCCAAUUGUGUAAAACGAAGAUGUGCGCCAUGUACGCCAGAGGCUCGUGCAGCGACCCCAAGUGCCGCUUCGCACACUCCCCGAAGGAGCUGCGCAAGGCGCCCGACCUCACCAAGACCGCCAUGUGCCGCGCCUUCGCGCGGGGGCAGUGCCGCGUCAGCGGGUGCAAGUUUGCCCACGGCGAGCAGGAGCUGCGCGUGACGCCGAGCGUGUACAAGACGCAGCUCUGCAACUUCUUCGAGCAAGGGUACUGCAAGAAGGGCGCCGAAUGUCGUCAUGCCCAUGGCGUCUCAGAGUUGCGCAGCUUCCAGGGUGCCCAGGCGACGGCGCAGCAGAACGCCGAGGUCUCCUACGAGCCGAGCGUUGAGGCGGUGGGGACGCCCCAGAGAGGCUCGUCGACGGCUGGGAGGCGGAGCCCGCAAGGCUCGGAGAGGCACAGCAGGACCCCCAAGGCUAAAGCCCCGUGGGGCGCCGCGGCGUCGCCGCUGACGCCGCCAGCCUCCCAGCCGCGCCAGCGCCCCUCUCCGCCGGAGGGCGUGAGCACGCCCGAGAGGCACGAGCUGCGCCAGCCUGCCGGUCUCCUGUGGCCGGGCCUCGGGCUCGAGAUGCCGGAGCCGAUGAAGGUGCGCGUGCCCGAGCUCGGGCCCCACGUGCAGCAGCUCCUCCGCCCGGGCCCGCCGCCCGUCGCCGGCGGUUUGGCCGGCCGCGACAGCGACGUGGCCGCGGCUGCGCUGGCGGCGGCGCGAGCUGCGCGGGAGCACUCCGCGGCCGCCAGUGCCGCGUCCGAGGUGGCGGCAAAGUUGGCCGCAGCGAUGACGUUCAGGAGGCAGCAGGGCGGGACCCCGCCGAGUCGUGACGGGCUCCGCGUUCUGCACGAGCUCGCGCGGCUCGGCGUCGCCGGCCCCGAGGACUACCCGGCGCGGGCGGAGGAAGGGCCUCUGCCGGUGGCCAGGGUGCUCUCCUUCGAGUCGCCGCCAGCGACGCCCACCAUGCGCCUCUCGAACAAGCCGGGGUCGCCCUGGCGUCCUGACGCGCGCCCGUCUUCCGAUACCUGGGUGGUGUGA